Molecule: messenger RNA, 1413 nt
Organism: Penaeus vannamei (Pacific white shrimp)
Lineage: Eukaryota; Metazoa; Arthropoda; Malacostraca; Decapoda; Penaeidae
Source: RefSeq, a predicted model, not a curated record
AUGACGAAGAUCCUGAGGACAGUGUUAAGCAAUGGAGAGGGGAUGUUGACUGCUACGAAUUCAUACAUUGAUGAUAUAUUGGUGGAUGAGAUGAGGGUUGCAGCAUCAACAGUUGUGGAGCAUUUGCAACAGUAUGGAUUGGUUACGAAACAGCCAGAGCCACUUGGAGGCGGGAGUGCGGCCGUAUGCCUGAGACUGGAAAUGAAUAAGAAUGGUGAGUUGAUAUUCAGGAGAGGUAAUGAGAUACCGGAAGUGAAGGAUAACUUGAGCAGAAGAGAAUUGUUCUCCAUAUGCGGAAAGCUGGUGGGCCAUUAUCCAAUCACAGGAUGGCUCAGGGUAGCCUGUAGUUAUGUGAAGAGGAGAGCUGACAGAGGGAGGUGGAAUGCCCCCAAGUCAGAGAAGGGAGUUAUUUGGUGUGAUGCAAGUAGUAUUGCCACUGGAGUGAUAUUGGAGACUGGCAAUGAAACUGUUGAGGAUGGUGCAUGUUUACGGAAAAAGGAUGAUUAUAACCAUAUCAAUGUAGCAGAAGUAGACGCUGUAUUAAAAGGCAUCAACUUAGCUCUGAAAUGGAGUUUGCGAGACAUCGAGAUUAGAACUGAUUCGGCUACAGUGUCUGAGAAGAACAAAGCAGAUGUGUUAACAAGAGUGAAGAAAACUUGGCUAGGUUUUCAGGAAGAGGUUGAAAAGGAGACCUCAGUCUGCUGCGCAGGAGUCUCGAGCAUGGAAGACCUGCACAAGAUGCACCACAUGAGAGAUGAUAGAACACUGUAUUUGGCAAGGAAGAUUGACCCUACAAUUACACGGGACAAAGUUCGACGAGUGGUGAGGUAUUGUAGUAGGUGUCAAUCAAUUGAUCCUGCGCCAACCGUACAUGAGGCAGGGAAUAUAUGUGUGAAGAAUGACUGGAGGAGACUAGCGAUUGAUGUGACACACUACAGACAGGAGUUAUACUUGUCCAUGGUUGACUGUGGUCCUGGUAGAGUGGCUAUAUGGAGACGGUUGAGAGGUGAGACUGCAGAGGAAAUUUCAGGUAUUUUAAAUGAGCUUUUUUUAGAAAGAGGCCCAGUAGAUGAGGUAUUGAUGGACAACAGCACUGCUUUCAGAUCUCAGGUGUUGAAGAAUAUGUUGGAUAAAUGGAAUAUUAGUCGUUUCUUUAGAGCAGCCUACCGACCAAGUGGAAAUGGAAUUGUGGAGAGACAUCAUCGGACAAUCAAGGUUCUGGCAGAGAGGUCUCAGGAGACGCCCAUGGAAGCAGUAUUUUGGUAUAAUAUGUCGCCAAGGUCUGGCCAGCAUGAGAGGGCUGUGCCACAGAGAGCUGUGUUCAAGUAUGAAUGGAGAAACCCAAGUAUGCCAGCUAAGACAUUAAGGUAUUUCUCUUCUAUUUUUUCCAGAACCUCAUCAUUAUCAAUAUAA